Messenger RNA from Podarcis muralis (Common wall lizard), 410 nucleotides. NCBI's taxonomy places the organism in Eukaryota, Metazoa, Chordata, Lepidosauria, Squamata, Lacertidae. The record is from RefSeq and is a predicted model, not a curated record.
CUCUGUGGGAAACCAGAGAGAGGCUGUUGGGUGACCAAAUGAUGCCAUCAAGACAUGCUCCUCCAUCUUUUCAUGGUGCUGGAGGGGAAGCAGCGGCUGUGGAACCAGAUCAAGGUCCAGUGUGCUUUGAAGAUGUUGCUGUUCAUUUCACAGAUGAGGAAUGGGUGUUGCUGGAUCCUGACCAGAGAGCUCUGCAUAAGGAAGUCAUGGAGGAGAAUCGUGAGGUCAUGGACUCUCUCAGUGCUGAUGAAUUGGAAAUUAAGAACAAGAGAGACCACUGCAAAAUCCACACAGUGGAGAAGCCAUAUAACUACAUGGUGUGUGGAGAAAGCUUCAGUCAGAGCUUCUAUUCCUCUUCCCAUCAAAAAAAUCCCAUUGAGAAUAAACUCCUGUCAGUGCUUGAAAUGUGA